CAAUGCAUGCGGUAACUGACUUAUGUUGCAAUAAUUAUAGUAAUUAUGAAUGGCUGCCUCGUAGAAUAACUAUAUAUGGAAUGAGAGCGGUGACAUUUCUACUAUAAAUGCAAGCGCAAACAGCUGUUGACACUCAACUCAGAUAAUUAAAACAUCUCGUCAAGAACCACUUCAAACAAUGAAGACAGUUUUUCUACUAGUACUGAUAAAUAUCUGCACUGGAAUGCCAGUAAGCAGGGUGCAGCGAAGUUCAAGUGAUGCAGACCAACCUAGCAGACUCUGUAGCUCUGGACCAGCACCACUACAUGAAGCAGCAAUCGUCACAUCCAAAUCAGAGAGAGGAAUAAUAUAUGUGGACCCUCUACACCCCGUGACGUGUGAAGGGAGAGUGGACAUGAUCGAAGCUUGCUACACGGUCAAUAACAACUUUGCUGGAGGCUACUCCAUUGAUCUAGUUGUACUUAGACCCAUCAGUGAUGGUUAUGUGUUACAACAAGAGCUUGAUUUGCCGAUUGUCCAAGCUAGUUUAGGAAACGUCUUAAGCUGCCAGAACUUCACUGUACCGAGUGUACUCAGUGUAGAAGAUGGAGACUUGGUUGGAUUCAGAGCCAAAAACAAAAUCGAAAUUGCAUUCACAUUGCAAGGUUCAAUACAAUCAGUGAAUAUUCAGCCAAUACUUGGGGAGUCUACACAAGCAGAACAGCUAAGAGUGGAAAGCAGAAGUAGGAAUGAGUUUCCAAUGUUUAGAGCUUUCAUAGCCAAUGAUAUACAAAAUAGUGAGCAACCACCAGAGACAACACCAUCUAACAGUCCUACCACCAUUACAGACAGUGAUGUCGAUGGUGGAGAACAAUGGCCUGAACUCAACUUUGACAACACCUACAACACAAUCUUCACCUCGUUCGUCAUUGCAUCAGCAGCAGCUGUGCUUAUUAUCGUACUUCUUCUCCUUUGUACAUGUUACCUGGGAAAAGGUCUUUGUCAAGAGCGGCAUCAGUGCCUCUAUAAGAUAUGCUGCUGUUGUUUUAGUGGACAAAAGAAAAAGAACAAAAAAGGGCUCAUCAGAAGAGUGAUCAAUGUGUAGCUCUUGCAUGAAGGUGUCAAGCAAGUACCAUACUCAGAAACUAUUGUGUCACAUGCUACAUUGCAAUAAUUUCAUCAUAGUCGUUGUCAAUUCAUCACAUGACCUACAUUCACAGCCAUAAUUAUUGUUAGUUGUCACGCCAAUUCAUAUUCAUCAUAAUAUUCAGUUCUAAUACAA
Messenger RNA from Halichondria panicea, 1261 nucleotides. RefSeq lists its product as uncharacterized. The transcript has 3 exons. The coding region runs from base 179 to 1084 and encodes 301 amino acids. Lineage: Eukaryota; Metazoa; Porifera; Demospongiae; Suberitida; Halichondriidae. The record is from RefSeq and is a predicted model, not a curated record.